Molecule: messenger RNA, 312 nt
Organism: Fusarium redolens
Lineage: Eukaryota; Fungi; Ascomycota; Sordariomycetes; Hypocreales; Nectriaceae
Exons: 2
Coding region: 1-312 (103 amino acids)
Source: RefSeq, a predicted model, not a curated record
AUGGCCGUCGCUCUUUCUCGUGCUCGGAUUAUCACCGCAAACGAUGGCAUCGAGCGAGACGUCCUGGACUCUCCUGAUUUUAACUUCUCUGACUCCAAGCGGGUCAAGAAGAACAAAAGCAGUCGCCAGGAUACUUUUGCCAAGCCUAAUAUACAGAAGGAUGUCAUGCGCCAGCACUUCCGUGAUGAUAUGCGAGAGCUUCGGGCCACUACCAAGAAGGGGAAAGAUGCCGAGGGGGGUAUCGAUGGUGAUCAGAAAAGAUCUCAGGAUGAAGUUGAUGAUGACAGGGACACCAACGAGGGUGAAUGGUAG